CAUACAUUCAGAUGAGACUUGUCCUCAGCGAGUCAACAACUCGGGACAACACGCCCAAUAUUUCAUCUCUUUAAUUUCCGGCAUCGAAUGCCCACUGGAAAUAUGUCGUGGGAUUCUAAGUCGGCGUUACAUCGCCGACAGAGCAGCAAUGCUGGCGCCACCAAAACGCUACCUAUUCACACUCGCGAACAGUCGGAAGCAACAAUCCAGCCCAAAUCAAGCCAUGUAGCAGACGAUUUCCUACAGAGCUUCCUGGAUCCUUCUUUUGACCCAGCAGCAUAUCUGAAUGCUACUCUGCCACUGCUUCAACAUGGUGGCUACCACUCAUCACGAAGCAAUGGCAAUGGUCAGGCCGUCCCGCUGGCCGACUUGUCCAAUGAGGCGCAAACGCUGCUGUCCCAGCUCAACAUCCAUACGACGAGGCUUUCCGGAACGUUGACCCAGUUGACGGACGACAUCCUUCGGAGCGGCAGCCGGCUCGCCUACGAAGUCGAGCUCCUCCGAGGUGAGACCUUGAGUCUUGCUGAGACGAUGAAUGAGACGCUGCAGGAGGACAUCAAGAAGUUCGCGCCGAGUGGCGUGGACCAGGAGGCCAAGGGAACGGUUCCCAAGGCCGCGGACGGGCAAGAUAGGAGAGAGUCCGUGGGCGCCAGCAAACCUGGCGACGACGAAGCUACAGCCACGGAGGGCAAGGCGGAAACCUCAGAACCACCCUACAUCCACCAGCUGCGGACGCUGACGGUGGUCCGCUCCCGCCUCGACACCGUCAUCAAGACCUUUGGAGACGCCAUGGAAUUUGUCUUCCCGCCGUCAGAGCUCUCGGUCAGCUCGUCCUUCCUCUCGGUAUCGGCGCCCGACCCGGGAGCGGAGCAGCACAGCACGGAGGAGAAGGGCCAGCAGGUGCUGCAGGGUCUGCGGGACGAGAUCUCGCAGCUGCUGACCAAGUCGGAGGAUCCCGUCAAGGGCAUCGAGAAGGCGGCGCAGCGGAUCGAGGAGCUCAAGGAGCUCAACAAAGUCUGGAAGGGCACGGCGGAGGAGAAGGGCAGGACAAAGUUCAUUGAGAGCCUGGCCAAGAUGGUGGAGGACCGGCAUCGGGAUCUCAUGAGGGAGGUUGAUCAGGCGAGCAGGAGGGAUGGGAAUGAGGGGCGGGCGCGGAAGGGGAGUGUUCAUGCUGAUGCCGCGGAGACCAAGACGUAUCUUGGGGGUUACGGCUUGAUGAGCCAGCUUCAGAAGCUCAGGAACGGGCUGUAAAUAUAUGAUUGACGAGGUCGGGCAUCUUAUGGAGCCUUGCAUGCAAGUGGUAAAGCACUGGAUCUUGAGCUUCUAGGGGGUAGUGAGAGCUCAUAACACAAC
Colletotrichum scovillei is the source of this 1353-nucleotide messenger RNA. RefSeq lists its product as uncharacterized. Lineage: Eukaryota; Fungi; Ascomycota; Sordariomycetes; Glomerellales; Glomerellaceae. The transcript has a single exon. Bases 88 to 1251 code for a protein of 387 amino acids. The record is from RefSeq and is a predicted model, not a curated record.